ACAAUUCCUCGCUCAUUUUAACGUCGUUGACCGGAAUUGCUCUUGUGCCCGUUUUCAACAUGGCCCACCUGCACGAGCACAACGCGUCCGCCCAGCAGGGCGUGCCGCUCAGCAACGACCUGGCCCUUCACAUCUCCCAGGAACACCAGCAUGAGCACGUGCACCAUAGCCCACGUGCGGCUCACGACGACAACAUCACGUACACGGUUGGAACCACUGACGACAAGAGCGUCAUUCCCGACCCAGGUGCGCAAGACCAUGGCCUGCACCACCGGCUUCCUGAAAAGCAUGGUCUGCAUGAACAGGGCGCGUUUGAGAAAAACGCCGACAUCGAUUUUGAAGAGAAGGGCACGCGUGGUAGCUCCACAGAUCCUGAGCCCGAAGUGGAGAAGAAGAGCAAAUGGUCGCUGUCCGUGCUCUACAGGCAAUUCAGGCUGCCGGUGCACAUCUUCAUUGGUGCUUUGUUCACUGGAUGGUGGGUUGCGUCUGUCGUCGUGCAUCGCCAUGACAAGAACUGGGUCAUUCCGUUCUUGUUCUGGUUGGCGAUCAUGAUUCGUCUCAUCACGUGUCACAUCCCAAUCACCAUCGUCACCAAGCCCAUGCACUGGGUCUGGAACAACACUGGAGUCAGGAUCGGAGAGCUUGUCCCUGAGAAGCUGCGUGUCCCUGCGGGCGCUGCUCUCACCAUUUCCGUUAUCAUUGUUGGAUCCAUGGCAAGCGAGGAGAGCCAGGACAACACGCGUGCCAACCGUGCCGUUUCUCUCUUCGGUCUGGCUGUGUUCAUCUUCGCAUUCUGGGCCACUUCCCGCAACAGGAAGAUGAUCAACUGGCACACCGUUAUCGUUGGAAUGCUGGUUCAGUUCAUCGUCGCCCUUUUCGUCCUAAGAACUGGCGUUGGUUUCGACAUCUUCAACUUCAUCUCCGAACUUGCUCGUCUGCUUCUCGGAUUUGCCAACGACGGUGUUACCUUCCUUACUGACGCGACUGUUCCCCAGAAGCCCUGGUUCUUCGUUAGUGUCAUUCCGGCUAUCAUCUUCUUCGUGUCGUUCGUCCAGCUCCUGUACCACUGGGGUCUGAUUCAGUGGUUCAUUGGCAAAUUCGCCGUCUUUUUCUUCUGGUCCAUGCGCGUCUCCGGUGCCGAGGCUGUCGUCGCUUCCGCUUCGCCUUUCAUUGGUCAGGGUGAAUCCGCUAUGUUGAUCAAGCCUUUCGUUGCCCAUCUUACGAUGGCCGAGCUUCAUCAGGUCAUGUGCUCUGGUUUCGCCACCAUCGCCGGUUCCGUCCUGGUUGCCUACAUCUCCAUGGGCCUGAACCCUCAGGCGCUCAUUUCGUCCUGUGUCAUGAGUAUUCCGGCCUCGCUCGCUUUGUCCAAGCUUCGUUAUCCUGAAGAGGAGGAGUCUCUUACCGCUGGACGUGUUGUCAUCCCUGACGAUGAUGAGCACAAAGCCGCGAACGCUCUCCAUGCGUUCGCUAACGGUGCUUGGCUUGGUAUCAAGAUCGCUGGUAUGAUUGUCUGCACGCUCCUCUGUAUCAUUGCGCUCCUGAACUUGGUCGACGGUCUUCUCACCUGGUGGGGCCGCUAUAUCAACCUUGAUGGCGAGUACGACCUCACCCUUGAGCUCAUCCUUGGAUACCUCUUCUACCCCAUUGCUUUCCUUCUCGGUGUAUCUCGCCAGGGCAAGGACUUACUCCUCGUUGGCCGUCUCAUUGGUGUCAAGGUCAUCACCAACGAGUUCGUUGCCUUCACCUACCUCCAGUCGAACGACGACCCCAAAUCUGAGUACCACAGCCUUUCUCCCCGAUCCCGUCUCAUCGCCACCUACGCGUUGUGCGGUUUCGGUAACAUCGGUUCGCUCGGUACUCAGAUUGGUGUGCUCAGUCAGAUCAGUCCCGGUCGCAGUGGUGAUGUCUCUCGUCUCGCCAUGUCCGCUCUUAUCUCCGGUGUCUUCUCGACAUUGUCCAGUGCCAGUAUUGCCGGUUUGGUCGUCACUGACCAGGAAAGGUUCUCGAGCGGUUCGUAAGCGUUGUCGAAAAGUAUUGGAAGCUUGGCGUUGUGGAUGUCUCUUGUUGAGGACUCAAAAUGUAAUGUUAGUUGCUAGUUAAUGAGCGUAUACCCAAGUAGAGGAGUGGACCAUGAAGCAAUCGUUCUACAU
This is a messenger RNA of Macroventuria anomochaeta, 2150 nucleotides long. RefSeq lists its product as uncharacterized. Gene Ontology annotation, molecular function: symporter activity; nucleoside transmembrane transporter activity. The transcript is spliced from 2 exons. NCBI's taxonomy places the organism in Eukaryota, Fungi, Ascomycota, Dothideomycetes, Pleosporales, Didymellaceae. Gene Ontology annotation, cellular component: membrane. Gene Ontology annotation, biological process: nucleoside transmembrane transport. The record is from RefSeq and is a predicted model, not a curated record. The coding region runs from base 60 to 2018 and encodes 652 amino acids.